AUGGCCGCCACCGGGGUGCUGCCCUUCAUCCGCGGCGUCGAUCUCAGCGGCAACGACUUCAAGGGCGGCUUCUUCCCGGAGCACGUGAAGUCCAUGACCAGCUUGCGAUGGCUGAAGCUAAACCGGACCGGCCUCUGCUACCUGCCGGAGGAGCUUUCUGCCCUCCACAAGCUGGAGCACCUCUCUGUCAGCCACAACAACUUGACCACCCUCCACGGAGAAUUCUCCAGCCUCCCUUGCCUGCGGACCAUCGUCGCUCGGGCCAACGCGCUGAAAAAUUCCGGGAUUCCUUAUGAAAUCUUCCAGCUAGACGACCUCUCCGUCUUGGACCUCAGCUAUAACCAGCUGACUGAGUGUCCACGGGAGCUGGAGAACGCCAAGAAUAUCCUUGUGCUCAACCUCAAACAUAACAGCAUAGAUAGUAUCCCCAACCAGCUCUUCAUCAACCUGACAGACCUGCUUUACCUGGAUUUGAGUGACAACAAGCUGGAGAGCCUGCCCCCCCAAAUGAGGCGCCUGGUGCACCUGCAGACCUUGGUUUUGAAUAAUAACCCUCUGAUGCACGCCCAGCUCAGGCAACUCCCCGCCAUGAUGGCUCUGCAAACUCUCCAUCUCCGGAAUACGCAGAGGACCCAGAGCAACCUGCCAACGAGCCUAGACGGCCUGAGCAGCCUGGCAGAUGUGGAUCUGUCUUGCAAUGAUCUGAGCCGGAUUCCGGAAUGUCUCUACACUCUGUCCAACCUGCGGCGUCUGAACUUGAGCACCAACCAGAUUUCGGAGCUGUCUCUCUGCAUCGACCAGUGGACGGAACUGGAGACCCUCAACCUGUCCAGGAACCAGCUCACUUCCCUAACGUCUGCAAUCUGCAAACUCACCAAACUAAAGAAGCUCUACUUGAAUUCCAACAAGCUGGACUUCGAUGGCAUCCCCUCCGGCAUCGGGAAGCUGGCCAACCUGGAGGAAUUCAUGGCUGCCAACAACAACCUGGAGCUCAUCCCCGAAAGCCUCUGCAGGUGUGUGAAACUCAGGAAGCUGGUUUUGAACAAGAACCGCCUGGUGACCUUGCCGGAAGCGGUGCAUUUUCUGCCCGACGUCGAGAUCUUGGAUGUCCGGGAGAACCCGAAUUUGGUGAUGCCUCCGAAGCCCGUGGACCGAACUUCAGAGUGGUACAACAUUGAUUUCUCCUUGCAAAAUCAGUUGCGGCUGGCUGGGGCAUCUCCUGCCACAGUGGCAGCGGCAGCUGGAGGGAGCAGCCCGAAGGAUCCCCUGGCACGGAAAAUGCGCGUGCGAAGACGCAAAGAUUCAGCCCAAGACGACCAAGCUAAGCAGGUGUUGAAAGGCAUGUCAGAUGUGGCCCAGGAGAAGAAUAAGAAGAUGGAGGAGAACGGAGACCUAAAAUACACGGACCUGAAGACCCGUCGCUGGGACAAGAGUUUGGAGAAACCUCAGCUCAAUUAUUCGGAGUUCUUCACAGAAGAUGUUGGUCAGCUGCCAGGGGUCACCGUCUGGCAGAUCGAGAAUUUUGUGCCCAUGAUGGUGGACGAGACUUUCCAUGGGAAGUUCUACGAAGCUGAUUGCUACAUUGUGCUGAAGACCUUCCUUGAUGACAGUGGCUCCUUGAACUGGGAGAUCUAUUACUGGAUCGGCCAGGAGUCCUCCCUGGACAAGAAGGCCUGUUCGGCCAUCCACGCUGUCAACCUGCGCAACUACCUGGGGGCCGAGGGCCGGAGCAUUCGAGAAGAGAUGGGGGACGAGAGCGAUGAAUUCAGCCAGGUAUUUGAUCAUGAGAUCUCCUACAUCGAAGGGGGCACGGCGAGCGGAUUCUACACCGUGGAAGAUAUCCAUUACAUCACCAGGCUUUACCGUGUUUAUGGAAAGAAGAAUAUCAAAUUGGAACCAGUUCCUCUGAAAGCAACCGCUUUGGAUCCUCGCUUUGUCUUCCUGUUGGAUCACGGCCUUGAGAUUUACAUCUGGAGGGGCAGCCAGGCUACUCUCAAUGGUACCACCAAAGCCAGGCUCUUCGCUGAGAAGAUCAACAAGAAUGAGCGGAAGGGCAAGGCCGAAAUCCUGCUGCUGAUUCAGACCGAGGAGACGCCGGAGUUCUGGGACCUCCUGGGUGGGCAGGUGGAAGAGAUCCACGCCAACGUCCCCGAUGACUUCAAGCCGCCCAGGCCCAAGCUGUACAAGGUUGGCCUGGGAUUGGGCUACCUGGAGCUGCCCCAGAUCAACUACAGGCUGUCUGUGGAGCACAAGAAAAGGCCAGCAGUGGACCUGUUGCCCGAAAUGAGGCUGCUCCAGAGCCUGCUGGACACCAAGUCGGUCUACAUUCUGGACUGUUGGUCAGACGUCUUCAUCUGGAUUGGCCGGAAGUCUUCACGCCUGGUGCGGGCAGCUGCUCUCAAGCUAGGCCAGGAGCUGUGCAGCAUGCUUCACCGCCCCAAGCAUGCCAUGGUCAUCCGGAACCUGGAGGGCACCGAGUGCCAGGUCUUCAAAUCCAAAUUCAAGAACUGGGAUGACGUGCUGAAGGUGGACUACACCCGCAACGCUGAGGCAGUCCAUAAGCCUGAAGGUCUCUCAGGAAAAGUGCAGAAGGAUGCUGAGAAGAAGGACCAGCUCAAGGCUGACUUGACUGCCCUGUUUCUGCCACGUCAGCCCCCGAUGCCUCUGAGCGAGGCAGAGCAGCUCAUGGAAGAAUGGAAUGAGGAUCUGGACGGCAUGGAAGGUUUUGUCCUGGAGAACAAGAAGUUCACCCGGCUGCCUGAAGAGGAAUUUGGCCACUUCUACACCCAGGACUGCUACGUCUUUCUCUGCCGGUACUGGAUCCCUGUGGAGACAGAGGAAGAGGAGGAGGAGAAGAAGAAGAAGAGAGAGGAAGGGAGCGCUGAAGGGGAGGACGACGCAGAGAAGGAGGAGGAGGUGGAAGAAGAAGAGAAGCAGCCAGAAGAAGACUUCCAAUGUGUGGUUUAUUUCUGGCAGGGCCGUGAGGCCUCCAACAUGGGGUGGCUGACCUUCACUUUCAGCCUCCAGAAGAAAUUUGAGAACCUUUUCCCAGGCAAGCUGGAGGUUGUGCGCAUGACGCAGCAGCAAGAGAACCCCAAGUUCCUCUCCCACUUCAAGAGGAAGUUCAUCGUCCACAAGGGCAAGAGGAAAGCCAAGGAUGAGAAUCUCCAGCCCAGCCUCUACCACAUCCGCACCAAUGGCAGCGCGCUCUGCACCCGGUGCAUCCAGGUCAAUACAGACUCCAGCCUUCUGAACUCUGAAUUCUGCUUCAUUUUGAAGGUUCCCUUUGAGAGUUCCGACAACCAGGGCAUCGUGUACACCUGGGUCGGCCGAGCUGCCAACCCCGAUGAAGCUAAGCUGGCUGAAGAUAUCAUGAACCAUAUGUUUGAUGACUCGUACAGUAAACAGGUGAUCAAUGAGGGAGAAGAACCAGAGAAUUUCUUUUGGGUCGGGAUUGGAACCCAAAAGCCUUACGACGGAGAUGCCGAAUACAUGAACUUCUGCCGUCUCUUCAGGUGCUCCAACGAGAAGGGCUACUUCGCGGUGUCAGAAAAAUGCUCCGAUUUCUGCCAGGACGAUCUGGCGGACGAUGACAUCAUGUUGCUGGACAACGGCUGUGAGGUCUACAUGUGGGUGGGGACGCAGACCAGCCAGGUCGAGAUCAAGUUGAGCCUCAAAGCUUGCCAGGUCUACAUCCAGCAUAUGCGGUCCAAAGACGCCAGCCGGCCCCGGAAACUCCGGCUGGUGCGCAAAGGCAACGAGCCGCUUCCCUUCACCCGCUGCUUCCACGCCUGGAGCACCUUCCGGAAGCCGCCGGCUUAACGGCAGCCAACGCCAGACCUCACUCUCUUUCGCCCUCAGUGGCCCCACUGGGGAUCCCCCGACGGAUGGACUUUGUAGUCUUGUGCCAGCGCUGGGCGGUCCACCCCCGCCCUUCACUGCAACACGCUUCUCUCGAGCUGCGGAUUGGAGGAAACAUUACUCAGAGAGGUGGGGAGGGAGCUGAAUUGGUCCCCCACCCCCACAUCCACCUCCUGCUUCCGCUUCCAACUCAGGAGCGCACCUUCCCCCCCCCCCCCGCUGGGGGUCUCGGGCAAAAGUUUGCAGAGAUUCUGGCACUUUCCAAAUUAAGCAUGGAGUGGAAGCAGAGAGGUCUAGCAAGAGGGGGUGGGGGAGGCUCAGGGAGCCCCCUGCCCUGGAAAGCGAGCAUAAGAUCCCCCCAUCUUCCAUCCCAGGGAAGGAAGGAUUUCAGCAGCUGCUUUUGUGCUCCUAAAAGCCACCCCUGGCUAAAAUCCAUUUGUUUUUUUACAGCUGCUAAAAGCACAACUGUCUUUUAUUGCCUUCCAGUUGAAUGCCUGGAUCUGUUCUUCCUUCUUUUUUUGCACUGAAUUACAGAGUUUUUUUAAAAAAAAAUCACAAAGAAGUGAUGCCCUGUGGCUUCUAGUCCUCAUGAAGCACUAGGCUAUGAAAAGCAGAUCUCUUGCAAUUUUCUGCUUUGUAGUCAGCUCCUUCUUAGAUCCCCACUUUUAGAAAGGGUGGUAAGAAAAGCCAUGGAAAGAAACACUUGGAAGAACUUGUAACAAGCAGAAGUGGCACCCAUUUUAAACCCAGCCUGGAUCAACUUGAUGCCUGCCAAACAUCUGGAGCAAUUGCUACCAGCAGCAGAUUGCAUGGCCAAAGGCAGAGAAUGGCGGGCAUCAACUCCAAACAGCUACAGCCGCAGGCAGGCAUUCAACUAGCAAAGUGCAGGGUUGCGUCUGGCCUAGCGCAAACACAGCGAAGGGGGUGUCCGUCCCAGGGCUUCACAAGCUUCCUUUCUAAUUUCUCAAUAAAGAUUGCAAAGUUG
Crotalus tigris (Tiger rattlesnake) is the source of this 4846-nucleotide messenger RNA. It is a transcript of the gene FLII, whose product is annotated as FLII actin remodeling protein. The transcript is spliced from 30 exons. Gene Ontology annotation, molecular function: actin filament binding; phosphatidylinositol-4,5-bisphosphate binding. The record is from RefSeq and is a predicted model, not a curated record. Gene Ontology annotation, biological process: barbed-end actin filament capping; myofibril assembly; actin filament severing. Lineage: Eukaryota; Metazoa; Chordata; Lepidosauria; Squamata; Viperidae. Gene Ontology annotation, cellular component: cytoplasm; actin cytoskeleton; nucleus. The coding region runs from base 1 to 3822 and encodes 1273 amino acids.